UAUAAAAAAAACUAAUAAAAUAAAAAUAAUAAAAAUCCGCAUCAAAAUAUCCAAUUCAGCACCAGGCACGCUGGUCAGCGCUGUCGGCGAGCUCGGCGUAGGCACGAGACUUACUUACGCUUCGAGAUGAACCCCUACGCACGACGGUGCGGCCCUCGACUAAAACCGUGAAAUCACGUUCUUCGAUGUAUUGCGUGGCUCACCUAACGUCACUUCAUCCAAUUCUAAGGUGGGGCCACAGCAAUAGAUAAGGGUCGUGAUUCAUGGUUUUAGCCUAAAGCUAUGGCACUGGUGUAGUAGAUAUUUCUCACUACGCUUCAAUUUCAGCCUCCGAGGCCUCGCCACGUGUCGAUUCCUUCUUACGUGUUCUUAGUGAUGUGGCACCAGGCUCCUCCCUUUUAAAAGAUUGGUCCCUCAGUCUACUCACUGUCUUACAUCGUUGAAAGCUUGAAGUUGCCUACGAAUCUCUGAAGCUACUCCAUUGUUAAACCUUCCGACAGGUUUUCGCAAUUUCCUUACAAUUCGACCAGUUAUCGAAAAACUCAACUCAGUUGCCGGAAUUUCAAGAUCAGGAGGUGAAAAUGGCGGAGAAUUGCAGUCGGAAGCUCAAUGUGGAAGUCUGCAAUGCAAGGAAUCUAAUGCCGAAGGACGGACAAGGAACGUCGAGCGCUUAUGUUAUUGUCGACUUCGAUGGCCAACGGCGACGAACGAAAACAAAGUUCAGAGAUCUGAAUCCGCAGUGGGACGAGAAGCUUGAGUUUCUGGUUCACGAUCCGGACGCCAUGGCCUCUGAAAUUCUAGAACUCAAUAUCUACAACGACAAGAAGACGGGUAAAAGGAACAAUUUUCUUGGAAAAGUUAAGAUCUCUGGAAGCAGUUUUUCGAAAUCGGGGUCCGAAACCCUGGUUUACUAUCCGUUGGAGAAAAGGAGCGUGUUCUCACAGAUCAAAGGCGAGAUCGGCUUGAAGGUCUUCUACGUCGAUGAAAAUCCUCCGGCUCCGGCCGCGGCGGAGCAGAAACAUGAAACUCCGGCUGCCGCUGAGUCUACAGAGGAAAAACCAACAGAGAAGAAAGAAGAAGAAAAGAAAGAAGAGAAGAAAGACGAUAAAGCAGAAGAGAAGAAAGGGGAAGAGAAAAAGGAGGAAGAGGAAGAAAAGGAAAAGCCAACCGCGGCUAAAGAAGAUGCUAAACCUACGGAGAACCCGAAACCAGAGGAGGCUCCGAAACCAGGGGCUCCACCGGAAGCGGUAGAGAGCCCUCCAAUAGCUGAAGUCGACAAGACAAAACAACAAAAGGACAAACCGGCGACAAAAAGACUUGAUUCCGGCGUAAAGGACCUAGAGAUCCGGUCAAUCAGCGGCGAUCGGAGCCGUAGCGCUUACGAUCUCGUGGACAACAUGCCGUUUCUCUACGUGCGCGUGCUCAAAGCAAAACGUACAAAUGCCGAUUGUGGUUCCUCUUUAUACGGCAAGCUCGUCAUCGGCACGCACAGUAUACGAACCAAGAGCGUCGCUGAUAAGGACUGGGAUCAAGUCUUCGCCUUCGAUAAAGAGAGCCUGAACUCUACUGCGUUGGAGGUGUCGGUUUGGGCUGAGAAGAAGGACUCAGAGACGAAUAAGACCACAGAAACGUCUCUGGGCACGGUGUCGUUCGAUUUGCAAGAAGUACCCAAGCGUGUUCCACCUGACAGCCCUCUCGCUCCUCAGUGGUAUACCCUCGAAGGCUCGCCGGAGAACUCGACAGGAACUGACGUCAUGCUGGCCGUCUGGAUUGGAACUCAGGCGGACGAGGCUUUUCAGGAGGCAUGGCAAUCGGAUUCCGGCGGGUUGAUACCAGAGACCCGAGCCAAGGUCUACCUUUCUCCGAAGCUGUGGUACUUGAGACUAACGGUCAUCCAAACCCAAGACUUGCAACUUGCUGCCGUUCCCGAAGCUAAGGCUCGGGCGCAGGAACUUUACGUUAAAGCUCAGCUCGGCGCGCAGGUUUUCAAAACGGGGAGAUGCGCGAUUAGCCAGUCCAGCUCGGCUAACCCCACUUGGAAUGAGGAUCUGGUUUUCGUUGCGGCCGAGCCGUUUGAACCGUUUUUGGUUAUUGGGGUGGAAGAUGUAUCCAGCGGACAGUCUGUGGGCCAGGCCAAGGUACAGGUAUCGAGCAUCGAUAGAAGGACAGAUGAUCGGGCGGAGCCACGGUCAAGAUGGUUUAAUCUGGUGGGUGAUGAGAACCGUCCCUAUGCCGGGCGGAUACACGUGCGUGUCUGUCUGGAGGGAGGUUAUCACGUGCUUGAUGAAGCUGCGCACGUGACAAGUGAUGUCCGAGCGGCGGCCAAACAGCUGUCAAAGCCACCGAUGGGGUUGCUCGAGGUUGGUAUUCGCGGGGCCACCAAUUUGCUACCUGCAAAGACCAAAGAUGGGACACGUGGGACAACUGAUGCUUAUGUGGUGGCCAAAUAUGGGCCCAAGUGGGUUCGUACACGUACGAUCCUGGACCGGUUUAAUCCACGUUGGCAUGAGCAGUACACGUGGGAUGUAUAUGAUCCGUGUACGGUCCUGACUAUUGGGGUAUUUGAUAAUGGACGGUACAAGAAAGAUGAAACAGGGAAGCCAGGAAGAGACACACGAAUAGGGAAGCUCCGCAUACGGUUGUCGACACUUGAUGCCAAUCGUGUGUACAUGAAUUCGUUUUCACUCACAGUGUUGCAGCCGGGUGGGGCCAAGAAGAUGGGGGAGAUCGAACUUGCCGUCCGAUUCUCGUGCUCGUCAUGGAUGAACCUCCUUCAGGCGUACACCAGUCCAAUGCUCCCGCGAAUGCAUUACGUGAAACCAUUGGGGCCCUCCCAGCAAGACAUCCUACGGCACACCGCAAUGAAACUAGUCACAGGGCGGCUCGCUCGGUCUGAGCCACCUAUGGGUCAAGAAGUGGUUCAGUACAUGUUAGAUUCGGACACGCACAUGUGGAGUAUGAGACGAAGCAAGGCCAAUUGGUUCCGAGUCGUUGGGUGUUUAUCCCGAGCCGCCGCCUUCGCACGAUGGCUUGACGGAAUCCGAAUGUGGGUGCAGCCAUCUACCACAGUGCUAGUACACAUUCUACUCACGGCAAUUGUGUUGUAUCCACACCUGAUACUCCCAACUGUUUUCAUGUAUGCCUUCUUCAUCGUGGCGUUCCGGUUUAGGUUUCGCCCAAGGGCCCCAGCCAACAUGGAUCUAAGGCUGUCCUACGUUGACGCCGUGGGGAUUGAUGAGAUAGAUGAGGAGUUUGAUGGGUUCCCGACGACAAGAUCUGCAGAUCAGCUCCGCACGAGGUACGAUCGGCUACGUGCUCUGGCAGGUAGGGCUCAGACAUUGCUUGGUGACGUGGCUUCUCAGGGUGAGCGUGUGGAGGCACUGCUCAAUUGGAGGGACCCACGUGGAACUGGGAUAUUCGUUGUCUUCUGUCUGUUGGCCUCCUUGAUUUUCUACAUUGUUCCCUUCAAGGUAUUUCUGUUGGGGUUCGGCUUCUACUACUUGCGCCACCCGAGGUUCCGGGGUGACAUGCCGUCAGUUCCCGUCAACUUUUUCCGGCGACUCCCGUCAAUGUCGGACCAGAUACUGUAGAUUCUCCGGUGGUCUGAGGUACUUCCCAGGUGGAGGUGCUGUGUUGCUAUUUCUUCUGCCCCUGUUAUUUUUAAAUUAAUUUUUGUAAUUUAUUUGAUUAUUAAAUGGGUAUGCAGAUAAUAAAGUAGUGUUGAAAUUUGGAAA
Messenger RNA from Nelumbo nucifera (sacred lotus), 3734 nucleotides. Its product is annotated as C2 calcium/lipid-binding plant phosphoribosyltransferase family protein. Lineage: Eukaryota; Viridiplantae; Streptophyta; Magnoliopsida; Proteales; Nelumbonaceae. The record is from RefSeq and is a predicted model, not a curated record.